Molecule: messenger RNA, 1826 nt
Organism: Diachasmimorpha longicaudata
Lineage: Eukaryota; Metazoa; Arthropoda; Insecta; Hymenoptera; Braconidae
Product: tropomyosin-1-like
Exons: 5
Coding region: 242-1096 (284 amino acids)
Biological process (GO): muscle contraction; actin filament organization
Cellular component (GO): actin filament
Molecular function (GO): actin filament binding
Source: RefSeq, a predicted model, not a curated record
ACCGUAAAAACGGGACGAUAGCCAAAGUUCGCUAAGCAAUUAUAGCAAUUGGAUUGAGGGAUCGGUAAAAGCCCAUCAGAGAGAGGGCCGAAUCACUUAACGUUUAGUUUUAUUUUGGCUUGGUGUACGACGGUAUCCGGUUGUGGGUAUUGACCGGUGGAUUAUCAUCAUCUGACGAGAUUAAAUCCCGGUAGGAGAGUGUCCUUCACCAUCACAAUCAGGGUAACAGGAAGGGGUCAGGAUGGAGGCGAUAAAGAAGAAAAUCGCGGCGCUGAAGAUGGAGAAGGACACGGCCAAUGAGAUGGUCGAGGCGAAUGAAACGAAAGCACGACAAAAGGACAUGGAGGCCGAUUUACUCUUCGACGAGGUGCGAGAUUUAACUAAAAAAUUAGCAACCCUCGAGCACGACUACGAAGUGGCUAAAGUCAGCCUCGAGACGCAAACAGUGGCGCUGGAACAGUGCGAGAAAUCGUGGACCAAGGCAGAGCAAGAUCGAACGGUGCUGACGAAACGAGUGCAGGAGAUCGAGCAGAGUCUCUCGAAAAAGGAGGAAUUGCGUCUACUCGCUCAGGCGAAGCUCGAGAAAGCCGUGGAGUUGGCUGACGAUGCUAAACGAAUGUGCCGAGUGCUCGAGGAUCGAAAUCGCCUUGAUCUCGAACGCGUGGAGAAACUCACCGCUGAAUUGAAAGACGCCAGGCUCAUCGCCGAGGACGCUGACAAUAAGUCCGAGGAAAUAGCUAAUAAAUUGUCAUGGGUCGAGGAGGAGCUCGAGUCUGCCGAGGAGAGGGUUAAAAAUAGCGAGGCAAAAAUCGUCGAGCGAGAGGACGAACUGUUUAUCGUGAAGAAUAUCGUCAAGUCCCUUGAAGUGUCUGAACAGAAGGCGAAUCAACGAGUUGCUGACUCCAAGGUGCAGCUCAAAGAGCUGAAGGGAAAGGUGAAGGCCGCCGACAAGCGCGCGAUCCUCGCGGAAAAGGCCGUCAGAGCAUUGCAGAAGGAAGUGGACUUCAAAGAGGAUGAACUCAGAGAACAGAAGGAAAAAUGCCGGGAAAUUACCGAUGAACUGGAUUUAACGUUCGCCGAAAUGACGGGCUAUUAAAAAUCCCUCGAUCUCUUUGAAUUUUGCUUUCGAAUUGGCUCGAUGCACCCGGAGAGAAAUAUUCAAUAAAAAGUGCCAGACGAGAGGCGUAAAAAUUACCGUUCCAGACCUAAUCGGCGAGCGAUGUCGCACUGAAGGGAAAUUAUGAGUCAGAAUUGAAAUUUUACAGUUUCAGAAUUUUUUCCAAAAUAUUUCUCUCCGUGUGUGCAAAAUAAAAUCAAUAAACUCCAUCAUCGUCAUCGUCAUCAUCGUCAUCCUCAUCCUCAUCGCCAUCACCAUUGCCAUCAGCUUUACACCUGAUUUCAGUUUGUGCACUUAUUGGCUUUUGAUCGAGUGCACGCAAUCUACCGCUGAGUACUUUUAAUCCGGCCUUUUAAACUCUUUCAAAAAUAACCCGUGGGUACGCGUAUAGAUUGUCUCGUAACUGCAAAUUGACUGAGCCACUUCUUUGGAUUGAAUUGAACACAGUUGCACUUGCACAACAACGCACGCAUUACUGCAGCUACGGGGAGGCUUUCUUUCGUUGCAUAGAAUUAUUUGGAUUCCUAAGAUAUCUCACUGAGGGCUAAUUAAUUUUUUUCAGAUGAAAAAUUAAUCAAUGAAACAUGUCUCGCGUUCAUAAUCGAUUAAUGAACAAUUUAAUUACUUCCUGCCAUUUAUUCCUCCUCGAUAUUUUUAAUGUAUAUGGAAUUUGUGUUUUCAAUAAAUGCUCACAACCGAGGAAAUUUUA